UUCACAUGCUGAUCUCUUCCACAUUUCCUUUCCUCACUCAUAUCUUAUCUUUCCUCUUCCCUCCACAUAUCUAUUUAUCUCUCCCUCCUCCCUCUUUCAUUCUCUUCUUCCAAACCUCUCCACCACCAUUACCCAACACACAAAAAUAAAAAUAAAUAAAUAAAUAAAUAAAAAGAGCCAAACCCAAGAAAAAACCAAACCCAUCUCUCUCUUCCUAUUUCUCUCUCUAGAACUCUCUCUCUCUCACUCCUCAAUGGCCACAAACACUCUCCACUCCAUACCCCACAACCACCACUCUCUCCUCAAACGCCACCAUUCCUCAGACGCAGCUCCCUCUUUCUUUCUCAAACCCACCACCACCCACACAACCAAACUCACUUCUCUCUCCUCCUCCACCCUCACAUUUUCUCUCUCCCCAAACGCCACCACCACCACUUCCUCCUCUUUCUCCGCCGCCGCUUCCUCGACCUCCCUUGACCUCCUCCGCAGCCAUCUGGCCGCCGCCGACUUCCGACAGGCCGACGAGGAGACCCGCCGCCUCGUCAUCGCCCUCGCCGGCGACGCCGCCCAGCAGCGUGGCUACGUCUUCUUCUCCGAAGUCCAGUACAUCCCCGAAUCCGACCUCAAAGCCAUCGACGAGCUCUGGAGAACCUUCAGCGACGGAAAAUUCGGGUACAGCGUCCAGAAAAAGAUCUUCAACAAGGUCGACAACGACUUCACCAGAUUCUUCAUCAAAGUCCGGUGGAUGAAGAAGCUAGACAGCACCGAGUUCGAGCACUACAACUACAGGUCGUUUCCGACGGAGUUCGUCUGGGAGAUCAACGGCGAUACUCCCGAGGGGCAUCUGCCAUUGACGAACGCUUUGAGAGGGACCCGGUUGCUCAACAGUAUUCUCUCUCACCCGGCAUUUAACGACGUCGUUGAAGAGAAAGCAGAAGAAGAAGAAGAAGAAGAAAAGGACGUUGUUGAAGGGAUAGGGUUGAUGAAGAAAGGUGGGACGAGCAAGAGAGUUAUCAAAUCGGAUUACAGCUUUUGAUGAUAUAAUAUAAAUAUAUAUAUAUAUAUAUAUAUUUAUAGCCAGUUUGCUACUACUAUUUCACUAUAUAUUGUGUUUAUACGUAGGA
This is a messenger RNA of Morus notabilis, 1124 nucleotides long. RefSeq names its product tetrapyrrole-binding protein, chloroplastic. The coding region runs from base 254 to 1036 and encodes 260 amino acids. Gene Ontology annotation, biological process: chloroplast-nucleus signaling pathway. The record is from RefSeq and is a predicted model, not a curated record. Gene Ontology annotation, cellular component: chloroplast. Gene Ontology annotation, molecular function: tetrapyrrole binding. The transcript has a single exon. Lineage: Eukaryota; Viridiplantae; Streptophyta; Magnoliopsida; Rosales; Moraceae.